AUGGGACAAGACGAAAACAGUAGAAUUGCCAACCGAAAACCUUUAGUUUCCAUCCCACGUAAGCUGUAACAAUGUUCUUAUUUUCGGCUUUUAGCAAUGCCAUGGUUUGGAAUGGAUACUGGUGGGACGUUGACCAAAUUGGUUUAUUUUGAACCUGCAGACACCGUAAGCAUGACGAAGACAUGCAUCAUUAAUCUCUUGUUCUAGAAAUACCUGGACGAGCAUGAAAGUGAACUGGCAAAGACGAUCCAUCAUUAUUUAGUAAAUAACAAAGCCUACGGGGAAUCCGGAGUCCGGGAUGUGGACAUGCAAUUGAAUAAUGUCGUGGUUAAUGUAAGCUAGUUAGAUUUUUUACAUGCUACUGUUUAGGAUAGAAAAGGAACUCUUCAUUUUAUCAGAUUCCCCACCGAGAAGAUGCCAAAUUUUAUAAAAUUAGCGAGGAGCAAAGGAUUCGCUAUGAUGAGCAGCACUGUUUGUGCGACCGGGGGUGGCGCUGUCAAAUUCUUCACUAUGACGGAACAUGUAAGUGUAUUCUCUUAUUGUUGAAGUUUUUAGGAGCUUCAUAUGACGAUGCGAAAGGCGGACGAGCUUGUUUCUCUGAUCAAAGGUAUAGAAUUGGUGACUUCGUUUGAUCCCGAUGAAUGCUAUUAUUAUGAUAAUCCAUUAGAUCCCGAGAAAUGCAAGAGAGUGAUAUGGUAAGUCUGUCAAACUCCGUGUUGUCUCUAUGUUUUACUUCACUGAUUGUUUCCUGAUUUAGGCGGUGGUCAAGUGGGCGAUGUUCAUCAACAGAUAUGCAUCAUAUUGGACAGCCAGUGAAGGAGGGAUUACAGUAUCCGUAUGUGGUGUGUAACAUUGGAUCGGGUGUGUCGGUCCUCGUUGUGAGGUCUCACGAUAAGUUCCAGAGAGUUUCCGGUUCGAGUAUAGGCGGUGGAUUCUUCCAAGGUUGUCAUUAUAUUAGUUACAAAAUUUAUAUUAGUACAUUAAUUCAGGCUUGUGUUCUCUACUGUGCAAAUGCGACACCUUCGAACAAGCGAUUGAGCUUGCGGCGAAAGGGGAUAAUGCAAAUGUGGACAAAUUGGUGAAGGACAUUUACGGAAGCGGAUAUGAAAGUGUGGGUUUACCUGGGGAUAUUGUGGCGGCCAGUUUUGGAAAGGUUUGCAACAAGGAGGCUAGAGAACAGGUCAAGCCUGAAGACCUUGCCAGAUCAGCACUGGUAACGACCGCAAAUAACAUCGGAUCAAUUGCAUUGAAUGUCGCAAACCAGCAUGGGGUAGAUCGAAUUGUAUUUGUUGGUGAGUAUUAGUAAUAGCUCUGUAAAGUAUAAAUUUAAAGGUAAUUUUCUUCGGGUUAACCCCAUUGCCGCGCGUCAUUUAUCCCACGCCAUGGAAUUUUGGUCCAACGGAACCAAAAAAGCUCUCUUCUUGAAUCAUGAAGGUUACUUCGGGGCAGUCGGAUGUCUCGAGAAGCUAGUGGAUCUGGUAGAUGAACAUAGAACUGUUGUUACAAUUAAUGGAAACGCCAACAUUCAAGUAGAUCACAAGUAA
Molecule: messenger RNA, 1544 nt
Organism: Bursaphelenchus xylophilus (pine wood nematode)
Lineage: Eukaryota; Metazoa; Nematoda; Chromadorea; Rhabditida; Aphelenchoididae
Source: the annotation of a GenBank genome assembly